ACUAAUACUGUAAAUCAUUUACAGUAUUUGCUUCUUAUUAAUUAUUAUAUAGUAUAGACUAUAGACUAUUAUAGAGAGCCUAGACAUAGAAGAGAUAUUAUCUAGGCUCUUUAGUAUAGACUAUAGAACAUUCACUAUAUUUACAAGUAUGGAGUUUCUUUAAUGAUGUUAUAAUGAACAUACUAGAAAAAAAUACAAUGGUAACAAUAAAUGUAAAGGCACACAAUUCGAUUGAUAAAAUUGGGGGCCCAGGAGGAGAAAAUGACAACCGAUACUUAUACUUGAAUUCUGUGGUUAAAAUCGAGUGUGGUCAAAAUGAGGGCACAGCAGUUUGUGUGCAUACGUCUGAUGCUAACGAUAGACACCUGUUCCUCACAUGUGCUCAUGUCGUAGACCACACAGUGCAAUCAGUAAUACUACGUUAUGGUGGACGUGCAAUUAAAGGUAGAGUUAUCUAUGCUAAUCGUAAGGCUGUUCCGUAUGAUAUUGCUGUAAUUGUAUCUGAACGAAUUACAGACAUUUUAGCUUGUCAGAUAUCAGACAAAACCCCGGUCAUUGGUCAAAAAAUGUUUUCGGUUGGAUUCCCUUGUCGAGAAUAUGUACCGUCUACAGUUUUUGGUCACAUGUAUAGAAUGAUACAUAACAUAUUAACAACCACUUGUAAUGUACGUGAAGGGUUCAGUGGUGGUCCAGUCUUUUCAAUUGAUAGAAAACUGUUGGGUCUCACUGUUGGAAAGUUGAACGUGGGCACUAUUCAUUUUGUAUUGCCUUCAACAGAAUUUGUGGAAACUAUUAAUAAAUACAUCAUUACUAAUAAUGUUGAAAUACUUAAUGAUUUAGAAUCCAAGUGCCCAUUGAAAACAGCGUUAUGGAACAAUGGAAUUCCCACCUUCAAAACAUGUCAUAUUUAAUUCAAACAGAAGAAUAUUCUCAUGUACAUUACUAUAAUGAUUGAAAUGAUUAAUAGGGUUAGGGUGUUUAUGAUUUUGCAAAUUUUUUUUUUUUUGUUGUCCAAUAGCUUUUCCAUUCUUAUAUAAAAAUGUGUUUCAUGAUAUCUAUAUUCAAAAUAU
This is a messenger RNA of Rhopalosiphum maidis (corn leaf aphid), 1070 nucleotides long. RefSeq names its product peroxisomal leader peptide-processing protease-like. Gene Ontology annotation, cellular component: peroxisome. The record is from RefSeq and is a predicted model, not a curated record. The transcript is spliced from 6 exons. Gene Ontology annotation, biological process: protein processing; regulation of fatty acid beta-oxidation. Bases 174 to 911 code for a protein of 245 amino acids. NCBI's taxonomy places the organism in Eukaryota, Metazoa, Arthropoda, Insecta, Hemiptera, Aphididae. Gene Ontology annotation, molecular function: serine-type endopeptidase activity.